Messenger RNA from Meleagris gallopavo (turkey), 468 nucleotides. Lineage: Eukaryota; Metazoa; Chordata; Aves; Galliformes; Phasianidae. The record is from RefSeq and is a predicted model, not a curated record.
GCUCCUUCAGUGUCCGGAGCUCCCGCCUCGAUGGAAUCCGAGCUGCUGCAGUCGCCCCUCCUGGGGCUGGGGGAGGAGGAUGAGUCGGACCUGACGGACUGGAACCUGCCCCUGGCCUUCAUGAAGAAGAGGCACUGCGAGAAGAUCGAGGGCUCCAAGUCCUUGGCGCAGAGCUGGAGGAUGAAGGACAGGAUGAAGACUGUUAGUGUUGCCUUAGUUUUGUGCCUAAAUGUCGGCGUGGACCCUCCUGAUGUGGUGAAGACCACUCCGUGUGCCCGCCUGGAGUGCUGGAUAGAUCCUCUGUCAAUGGGUCCUCAGAAAGCUCUGGAAACCAUUGGUGCGAAUUUGCAGAAGCAGUAUGAAAACUGGCAGCCACGAGUAAGUAUUCCUGGGGCUUCCCCUGUGAGCUGCAGGCAUGGUGCUCCUCCAGGGCUGGUGCUCAGCUCAGAUUGAAUCCAAGCUGCAUAC